This is a messenger RNA of Chelonia mydas (Green sea turtle), 4521 nucleotides long. It is a transcript of the gene HNRNPD, whose product is annotated as heterogeneous nuclear ribonucleoprotein D. Lineage: Eukaryota; Metazoa; Chordata; Testudines; Cheloniidae. The transcript is spliced from 8 exons. The record is from RefSeq and is a predicted model, not a curated record. Gene Ontology annotation, molecular function: RNA binding. Bases 3386 to 4171 code for a protein of 261 amino acids. Gene Ontology annotation, biological process: regulation of gene expression. Gene Ontology annotation, cellular component: nucleoplasm.
CUUCCCAUAUUUAACCUAUUUUAAAUGGAGCAUUUCAUACAGUAUUUCUAUAUCAAUAAUUCAAUAACUUUUCAUUACAAAAGUAACAUGUAAUGCAUAGCAUAAUUAUCCAUUCAAACACUUCGAAAAUCAUUUUAAUAACCAAUGUAAAUUAUUCUGAGUCCUUAAGACGGAUUGCAAGUGGAAAUUCACUUUUAAAUGAGGUGUACACAGUUAAAAUCUUUUAAAUUCAAACAUCUAACUUUAAAUUAAUUUUAAAAUUAAAAUAGCAGGAAGGGGGGAAAUGUGUAAUGUUCAUCUAAUAUCCCAUGUAGCCAAAGGGAAUCCUCACAUGGUAAAAAUAAGAUAGAUCUGGGUAUUUUCACUCUGCUCAUCAAACAUAAUAUUUAAACACUGAGAUAAAUACAAAAGCCCAGAUUCUAGGGAAUCCAAAAGUAAAACACUUCUUUGAAAGUGGGAAAUUAAAACCCAUGUUGCUACUGUUUCAUAAAAGAGUAAAUACCAUGUUAACUUCAGUCUUCAAUAGACAUACAAUGCAUUUUGUCAAAUAGACAAUCCUCUCUUACAACUUUUUAAUGUUUAAAGUAGAGCUGUCAAUUAAUCAUAGUUAACUAAAGCUGUUAAUUCAAAAAAAAAUCGCAAUUAAUUGCACUUAUAACAAUAGAAUACCAAUUGAAAUUUAUUAAAUAUUUUUGGAUGUUUUUCUAUAUUUUCAAUAUUGACUUUAGUGGAACACAGAAUACAAAGUGCACAGUGCUCACUUUAUAUUACUAUUUUGAUUACAAAUAUAUGUACUGUAAAAAUGAAAAAACAAAUAGUAUUUUUCAUUUCACCUCAUGCAAGUACUGAAGUGCAAUCUCUUUAUCAUGAAAGUGUAACUUACAAAUGCAGAUUAUUUUUUGGUUACAUAACUGCACUCAAAAAUAAAACAGUAUAAAACUUUAGAGCCUACAAGUCCACUGAGUCCUACUCCUUAUUCUGCCAAUCGCUAAGACAAACAAGUUUGUUUACUUUGAUGGGAGAUACUGCUGCCUGCUUCUUAUUUACAGUGUCACCUGAAAGUGAGAACAGGUGUUUGCAGGGCACUUUUGUAGCCGGCGUUGCAAGGUAUUUACAUGCCAGAUAUGCUAAAUAUUUGUAUGCACCUUUAUGCUUCAGCCACCAUUCCAGAGGACAUGCUUUCAUGCUGAUGAUGCUCAUUAAAAAUAAUGCGUCAAUUAAAUUUGUGACUGUACUCCUUGGGAGGAGAACUGUAUGUCUCCUGCUCUGUUUUACCCGCAUUCUGCGUGUAUUUCAUGUUAUAGCAGUCUCGGAUGAUGACCCUGCACAUGUUUGUUUUAAGAACGCUUUCACAGCAGAUUUGACAAAAUGCAAAGAAGUUACUGAUGUGAGAUUUCUAAAAAUAGCUACAGCACUCAACCCAAGGUUUAAGAAUGGGAAGUGUUGUCCAAAAUCUGAGAGGGACGAUGUGUAGAACAUGCUUUUAGAAGUCUUAAAAGAGCAACACUCUGAUGCGCAAACUACAGAACCCAAACCACGAAAAAAGAAAAUCAACCUUCUGCUGGUGGCAUCCGACUCAGAUGAUGAAAAUGAACAUGCGUCGGUCCGCACUGCUUUGGAUCGUUAUCAAGGAGAAUCCAUCAUCAGCAUGGAAGCAUGUCCUCUGGAAUGGUGGUUGAAGCAUGAAGGGACAUGUGACUCUUUAGCGCAUCUGGCAAAUAAAUGUCUUGCAAUGCCAGCUGCAGCAGUACCGUAUGAAUGCCUCUUCUCACUUUCAGGUGACAUAGUAAACAAGAAGCAGGCCGCAUUAUCUCCAGCAAAUUGUAGCCAGCCUUGUUUGUCUGAGUGGUUGGCUGACCAAGAAGUAGGACUGAGGGGGACUUUUAGGCUCUAAAGUUUUACACUGUUUUAUUUUUGAAUGCAGGUUUUUUGUACAUAAUUCUAUAUUUAUAAGUUCAACUUUCAUGAUAGAGAGAUUACACUAGAUUACUUGAAUGAGGUGAAUUGAAAAAUACAAUGUUUUUUACAGUGCAAAUAUUUGUAAUAAAUAGUGAGCACUGUACACUUUGUAUUCUGUGUUGUAAUUGAAAUUAAUAUUUUUGAAAAUUUAGUAAACAUCCAAAAAUAUUUAAAAUAAAUGGUAUUCUAUUGUUUAACCGUGCGAUUAAUUUGUUUAACCGUUUGACAGCCCUAAUUUAAAGAUAUUACAGUAUUUUAGAGUACUUCAACAUCUGUAAGAGCCAAAAAGGCUGGUCAUGCUAAUGGCCUAUCUUAAUCUAAACAGUAUUGCUAUGCUUAUUUUAUGGAAGUAGACAAAAAAAUGUUUUUGUACUGUAAGUUUCCCUGUUUAGCCUUUUCAAGGGCAUAAUGAUAUGAGGGAAGGUUUUGGUAAGUUUGCAUUGCUAAAAUUUGCUCAUUUAUUGAGCCCUUCUGUAAGCAUGUCAUCUUUUUCUUUUCUUGCUUCACUCAGAAAAAAGUUCCCCAAAUUGUUUGUUGGGAAAUCUUAUUCCCCAACAUGCCAUGGAUAUAACACUAAGCCUUUUCUUUUGUUAUAAAAACCUUGAAAACUUGAAGAAAUUCUCCCAUAAAUGUAUCCUCCUAAAUCAGUGAUACUCAGACUGAGGCUCACGAGCUGCAAGUGGCUCUUUAAUGCGUCUCCUGAGGCUCUUUGCAGCAUGUGAUAUUAAAACACUGUGUGAUUUCAUUAUUAACCAAUAAGGAUGCUUUUACUAUGUUAUUAACCAGUUGUAGUUGAUAAAAUUAUAUUUGGGCAGUCAUUUUGCAGUGAGAAUAAUAUAUAUAAAAGAAAAUGAAACAGAGUUUUCACACUAUUGGGGCUGUUUUAGGUAAUAUUGGUUGCUAAUUGACUCCUGAACCACUGAAGUCUGAAUAUCGGUGUUUUAAAGCAUCUCCGGAGCAUAGAGCACGUCUGAGUGUCUGGCACCACUAAUGUGGUGGUGCAACACUCAGUUGCCCAACUAACCCCUCCAUAUUUGUCUUGAAAGCACUAAUCCUGGGAAGGGCUUCUAGUACUCUGUGGUAGAGAGCAAAGGCAAUUGGAAUAAUAUAUGAAGGGAUGGAGAGGAGUGGGUCUGCUGGGGAUGAAUUCAUAAUGUAUGUAUGUAUUUAUUUUUUGGUGGGGGGUGGGGGGAGAUAAGUUGUAGUCACUGGUAUUAAACAUGUAACAUCUGAAGGCUGGAGCCUCUCUCUCUGUCCACUGCAGUUGCAUAAGGAUUAGAUAAAUCUGUCAAAAGACUAUGCAUUCCUAAGGCCAUGACUAACGUAGCAAGACCUGGAAGUGAGUGGCCUUGAUGGUCCGAUCUGUAUGUGCAGCUUCGAUUUAAAGAGGUCGUCCGGCAUAUAGUGAUGUGACAGAACUCAUGCUAUGUGCUGGAAAAUGUUCAUUGGAGGCCUUAGCUGGGACACUACAAAGAAAGAUCUGAAGGACUACUUCUCCAAAUUUGGUGAAGUCGUAGACUGCACUCUGAAGUUAGAUCCUAUCACAGGGAGAUCAAGGGGUUUUGGCUUUGUACUUUUUAAAGAGUCUGAGAGUGUAGAUAAGGUCAUGGACCAAAAAGAACAUAAACUGAAUGGAAAAGUGAUUGAUCCUAAAAGAGCUAAAGCCAUGAAAACAAAAGAACCUGUUAAAAAGAUUUUUGUUGGUGGACUAUCUCCAGAUACACCUGAAGAGAAAAUAAGGGAGUAUUUUGGAGGUUUUGGUGAGGUGGAAUCUAUAGAACUCCCCAUGGACAACAAAACCAACAAAAGGCGUGGAUUCUGCUUUAUUACUUUCAAGGAUGAGGAACCAGUGAAGAAAAUAAUGGAAAAAAAAUACCACAACGUCGGUCUUAGUAAAUGUGAAAUAAAAGUAGCCAUGUCAAAGGAACAGUAUCAGCAGCAACAGCAAUGGGGCAGUAGAGGAGGAUUUGUUGGAAGAGCCCGUGGAAGAGGUGGUGGCCCCAGUCAAAACUGGAACCAGGGAUAUAGCAACUACUGGAAUCAGGGAUAUGGCAACUAUGGCUACAACAGCCCAGGAUAUGGUGGCUACGGAGGAUAUGACUACACUGGUUACAACAACUACUAUGGAUAUGGUGACUAUAGCAAUCAGCAGAGUGGUUAUGGGAAAGUAUCCCGGCGAGGUGGUCAUCAAAAUAGCUACAAACCAUACUAAAUUAUUCCAUUUGCAACUUAUCCCAAACAGGUGGAGAAGCAGUAUUUUCUCAUUUGAAGAUUCAUUUGAGGUGGCUCAUGCUACCUGCUAAUAGCAGUUCAAACUAAUUUUUUUGUAUCAAGUCCCUGAAUUGGAAGUAAGACGUUGGGUCCCUCUGAAGUUUAAUUGAGUUCUCAUUAAAACAGAAUUGCUUUCACUGUCUUAUUUCUUAAUUGCUAUGCUUAAGAAUCAAUUUGUUUUAUGCCCCUUCCUUGGUAUUGUAGAGCAAGUCUUGUGUUUAAAAGCCCAGUGUGACAGUGUCAUGAUGUAGUAGUGUCUUACUGGUUUUUUAAUAAAUCUUUUUGUAUAAA